Molecule: messenger RNA, 1110 nt
Organism: Rhizophagus irregularis DAOM 181602=DAOM 197198
Lineage: Eukaryota; Fungi; Glomeromycota; Glomeromycetes; Glomerales; Glomeraceae
Source: RefSeq, a predicted model, not a curated record
AUGGAACGUAUGUCACGGGUACUUUAUCAACAUCAACGAGAAGGAAAUUCACCAAUUCAAAAUGUUGAUGAAUUUGUUUGCUUGGUUGAAACUCGUGAUCCAGAACUUGUGGUUUUUGAUAUUUUAUUUAGAUCUAUGAAUCCUGAUGAAAUAAAUAAAAAACACAACCAAUACAAAAAUAAUUAUGCUUUGUCGUCAAAUGGCAACAAACAUGUUAUUUUUUCUAAACAAACUAGCGAGGAUAAUAUGGAUACAAUGCAUAACACUUCCAAUAGUGAAGAAUCAGCACAAACUGAAUCAGCACGAAAAUCUGCUUCCGGUAGUAAAAAAUCAACACAACAAAUUGCUUCCGGUAGUGGUAGUACGGAAGAUUCAGAACAUCUUCGUGAUCCGAACUUUCUCAGUAAUUUUGUGAGUUUGUUCAAUCCUCGAGACAGACGUUCUCUGAAUGUGACUUUUCGUCCAGCUAGGCGUGUAGCCGAAGUGAUUCCUACUUAUUUAAAUGAGGCGAAAGCGUACAUUCUCCCAGAAAUCAAACGUUCUGAUCUCGAAAAGCUCCACCUAAAUAUUAAUGAAUUAAGUAAUGAUAAUAUUAUUAAAGCCUUCAUCUACAAACUUCAUCAAGCUGUUAUCAACUCGGAAUUAAAAGUAGACACGGCUGAAACUUUUACUGAUGCGUUGGUAACCCAUUUAAUAUUUCGUACUGUUAACUUUGAUCAAUGGCCCAUGGUGAUUGAAUUACGUCCAAAGCUCGAAUUUACUGUUGGCAGUGCAACUUUGAUAGCACGUCCUGAAUUCGUUAUUUUUUUGGGAAAAUAUGCCGUGUUGGUUAUUGAGGAUAGACAUAUAAAAAAUGUCAAACUAAACUAUGAAUAUGGGGAAUCUCAAAUAGCUGGAGAGAUAAUUGCAUGUGGGAAUGAAAACUUGCGUAUUGCUAGAAAGUAUUGGUAUGAACUUGCUGCAGGUUGUCCACGUCGGCAGUCAAUUUCAGUAGAUAGGUAUCCAGGAGAUGAUAGUGAUCCGUUAAAUGGUUUUGAUCUUGCAACCUCAGAAGGAAGAGAAGCUGUGAUUAAUGCAUUAUGCAAAAUUCGUGAAAGAAUUAGAACAUAG